Messenger RNA from Parasteatoda tepidariorum (common house spider), 618 nucleotides. RefSeq lists its product as uncharacterized. The record is from RefSeq and is a predicted model, not a curated record. Lineage: Eukaryota; Metazoa; Arthropoda; Arachnida; Araneae; Theridiidae.
AUGGAACAUAUUUUACAUUUUAAUUUGUAUGUCCUUAAUAAAAGCAAUGAAGCUACUUUUGUUACAUGUAACAGAAGGGAAGUCAUUGACCUUACUUUAUGUAACUCUAAUUCAGUAGAUUACGUUAAUGAUUGGAAGGUAUCUGGGGCAGUCACUUCCUCAGAUCACCAACUAAUUACUUUCUCUAUUAAAGGCCUCUCAGGACUGAAGGUCGUAAGGAGGAACCCUAGAACAGCUGAUUGGGGUUCCUUUAGAGCAGCUCUGGAGAGGAAGAUGGGGAGCUUCUCUGGUAAGUACAAUAAUGUUAAUGAUGUAGAGUGGACUGUUGACCAAGUGCAACAGAUCAUACUCGAUUCAUAUCAUAUUUCUUGUCAGGUUACGUCUACUAGCUCCCCAAGGAGAGUUCCUUGGUGGUCUUCUGAGCUUAGUAAAUUACGUAAGAAAUGUAGGAAGUUAUUUAACAGAGCAAAGAAAUCUGGUGAAUGGCAGUCCUACAGAAACGCUCUAACUGCUUAUAACAAGGCGAUCAGAGCAUCUAAACGUCGCUCAUGGAAGACUUUCUGCGAUGGCAUUAAUACUAAUUCUGCCACCGCAAAAAAUUGCAUAAAUUCUUACUAA